AUGCUCUCCCUGCUUCGGUCAUCAUGCCUAAAGCAAGCUCGGCCGCUCCUGGCUCAUUUUCACUCUCUUCGCACAAUUUCAACAUCCACAAUUAUCACAACCCCAGCCCAAUUACCCAAAAUAAUAAUAACCCCCGGCUCCGCUCACCACAAUUCCCUCCCAUCUUUCCUCGAGUACGCAAACCGCGUCAACCUCUCACCUUCUAAAACUGUAUACGUCGGCACCCACUACGAAUAUGUCGCCGCACUCUCUCUGCUCCGCCUCGGCUUUUCCCUCCUACGCACUGGACGGAAGUCCGACGCCGGAAUUGACUUGAUUGGCCAUUGGAUCCUUCCACAGCUUCCUGAACCUUUGCCAGUAAUUGUGCAGUGUAAAGCACGGUCUUGUGGACUUGCGCCUAAGCAUGUCAGGGAGCUGGAAGGCGCGUUUCAGGGUACACCUGCGGAAUGGCGGAAGAAGGAUGUGUUGGGACUGCUGGUGACUACCCAAAAAGCCACGCGUGGAGUACUGGAAGCUCUGGGUAUGAAUCGGUGGCCCAUGGGCUUCGUCAAGGUUUCAAGGACAGGCACGGUAGAGCAAUUUCUGUGGAAUCGGAAGAAUGGAAAGAAGAGGAGGAGGAAUGCUGGCCAGUAUAAGGAUGCUGGGGCGAGGAAGGAUAUUCAGUUGACGUGGAUGGGGGAACCUAUUUUUCCGGAUCGAGAGGGACUGGAUGAGGAGACGAUGAGGUUGGGGGAUGAAAUUACGAGGGAGGACGAUGUGGUGGAAGUUAAGAAAAUUGGCAAGACGAAGUCAAAAGUGAAAGCUAUAAAGAAGUCCGUCGGGAAAAAGACUGUCCUGAAGAAAGCGACAGAGUUGCCUGCAAAUACCCGUAAAGGACGGUCUCCUGGCUCUCUCAGCAAGAAGACGUUAACUACAGCCGCUGAAGUUCCCUCUCGUCGCGGCCGUCCAAAGGGAUCUAAAAACAAGACGAAAAAGUGA
Messenger RNA from Lindgomyces ingoldianus, 978 nucleotides. RefSeq lists its product as uncharacterized. The record is from RefSeq and is a predicted model, not a curated record. Gene Ontology annotation, cellular component: mitochondrion. Lineage: Eukaryota; Fungi; Ascomycota; Dothideomycetes; Pleosporales; Lindgomycetaceae. The transcript has 2 exons. Bases 1 to 978 code for a protein of 325 amino acids.